This is a messenger RNA of Heterocephalus glaber (naked mole-rat), 1521 nucleotides long. NCBI's taxonomy places the organism in Eukaryota, Metazoa, Chordata, Mammalia, Rodentia, Bathyergidae. The record is from RefSeq and is a predicted model, not a curated record.
AGACCAAUAGGUGUUGUUAUGGGCUGGACGUGGACAUCGGCGCGCUGAGCCGGGAGCUCGCUUAGACCGCGGAGAUCGGUUGGCAAACCUGCAGCUGUUGGCGGCGGGCGGAGCUGGCUGGCGGGGCGAGAGGGCCAGGGCAGGUGUUCACAGUUGCUGGGCAGAGCAUGAACUUCCUGCUUCGUGAUCGGCUCGGUAGUGGUCUGUGGGACUGACCUAUGUGUCCAUGCACGAUUUGGACCCCCGGUGACUGGCACAAUCCAGCCUGCCACCAUGGUGAAGCUGCUGGUGGCCAAAAUCCUCUGCAUGGUGGGUGUGUUUUUCUUCAUGCUGCUGGGCUCCCUGCUCCCGGUGAAGGUCAUCGAGACAGACUUUGAGAAAGCCCAUCACUCCAAAAAGAUCCUUUCCCUCUGCAACACCUUCGGUGGUGGGGUCUUUCUGGCCACCUGCUUCAACGCGCUGCUGCCCGCUGUGCGGGAGAAGCUUCAGCGCGUACUGAGCCUCGGGCACCUGAGCACCGACUACCCGCUGGCAGAGACCCUGCUGCUGCUGGGCUUCUUCGUGACCGUGUUCCUAGAGCAGCUGGUGCUCACAUUCCGGAAGGAGAAGCCGUCUUUCAUCGACCUGGAGACCUUCAACGCGGGCUCGGACGCGGGCAGUGACUCGGAAGAGCGUCAUGAGCAGCCCCCACUCUGUCCAUUUCUCCCCAGGGUGCCCAGGGACUCAGAGGCUUCUGUCUCCGUGUGUAGACCCUGCCGGACUCAGGCAGUGAGGUGGCCCUCGAACAGGGACUGCCCGCCUCAGCACUGCUCAAGUGUCCUGAGCACUCCACGUGCUGAGCAGUGCCCCUGCCCUCCACCCACUCCAUGCGAGGACCUUGCCCCGCAUCCCUGGGGGCCUGGUGGGACCCCUGGCCCAGAACUAAGGCAGCUCGUGUUACAACAAGGAAGACCAGUAACAUCAGCACACAGCACAUCAUCAGGUAGCAGUGGGUGCCAAGCAGGAGGAGGGCAUUUUACCCUGGGCCCAGGAAGUGGUUCAGAGGAGGUGACAUUGGAGAGGCACUGGAGGAAGAGUGUCUCAGGCAAAGACCCUGGGGCCGCAGUUUCCUGAUGACCAAGGCAGCCUGGGCUCUGUAAAGAGAUGCGAGUGUUGGGGUUGGAGGUUCAUCCACCAGCGAUAAAAGCCUGAGGACCCCACUCCUCCAAGAUGGCACUGUAACAGCCUCCCAUAUGCUAGGGGAGCCCAGGUUGCCUCUAGGGGCCCAGCCAGUGCUGCAGUGAGGUAUGUCAUCCAGUGCUGCUCCUGCAGACGGAUGCUGACGGUGAUACUUCGUAGAUGCCAGCCUGUGCUUCUGGAAGCAAACUGGCUUUUGACAAAUGAUCUCCUUGUUUUAAAAUAUCGAUGCCGUGGACCAGGGGAUGUAACAAUGUGGUGAGUGCUUGCCUAAAAUGUGCAGUGUUCUGGGUUCAAUCCCCAGCUUGACAAAAAAGAAAAAAGAAAACUAAUAAUACUAAGUUG